Messenger RNA from Beta vulgaris subsp. vulgaris (sugar beet), 1537 nucleotides. RefSeq lists its product as hypothetical. The transcript is spliced from 5 exons. Lineage: Eukaryota; Viridiplantae; Streptophyta; Magnoliopsida; Caryophyllales; Amaranthaceae. Bases 212 to 1378 code for a protein of 388 amino acids. The record is from RefSeq and is a predicted model, not a curated record.
ACAUCCUGCUACAUGUCAAAAAGUCUCUUUCUCACCCUUCAAAAAUCCUUGUAAAUUUCCCACAAAUCACAAUUUUCUUCAAAUUACUACAACUACUUAUUCGUUGGGUUUCCAUAAUUCAAUUUCAAAUUCAAUCUCCAACAACCCUAAAUUUCCGCCAUUUUUGUUCACUCUCUCUCCACCUCCAUAAUCUCAUCAAUCAAAUAUUCAAAUGUCAUCCUUCGGAUUUCGUAAACCAUCUUCAUCUCGCUACUCUUCAUUCGAUUCACAAACUUCACCAUCUUCAUCUACUGAACUCAAAUCUAUUUCUUCCCACCCCAAAUCUCUCCUCAAAAACCAACCAAAUCAAGCAAUUACCAAACUUAAUGCUACCAAAAAUGUUGCAACAGAGCACAAUUUCGCUUCUAUGGUGAAGAAAUUCAUGGAGAAGAAAUCGGUUUUGAGCUCGAAAGCGAAGAAUAAUGGUGAUCGUCCAUUGCCAUUGAUCAUUCCAGCAGAUUUUAUAGCAGAGGAUUUGAAGAAAUCUGCAAGGAAAGGAUCAAAUUUGAGUGCUCUUCCGAAGAAAUUGUUUGGUAAGGGUUCGAGUACUAGCUCGAGUUCAAGUGAGAAGAAGAUGAAGGCUUUAACUGAGGUUAAAGCGAAUACCAGAACUUUGGCAAUGGUGUUGAGGAGUGAGAGAGAGCUUUUGAGCUUAAAUAGAGAUCAGGAAGCUGAGAUUGCUCAGCUUAAAUCUUUGCUCCUGGACCGCAAUGAUGAAGUAGAGAAGUUAAAGAAUUUGUGCUUGAAGCAAAGGGAAGAGAUAAAAGCUCUGAAAAGUGCCAUUUUGUUUCCGGAAGAGAUGAACUGUCAACUACAUGAGCUUUUAGAGAAGCAAGGCUCAGAACUUAAGCAAGCAAAGCAGGUCAUUCCAACUCUUCAGAGGCAGAUUUCUUCUCUCACUGGUCAGCUACAAUGCCUUUCAGAAGACCUUCAAGAGGUGAAGGCAGUGAAGUCUGCAAGCAAGCCGUGCAUUGAUGGCAAUUUUGGCUCACCUAGGACACCCAUAUAUAAUCAAGAAGAGGCUGCUAAUUCCCUGGAUUUUAGUGACGAUGAUCUAACAACACCUGAGAGUCCAGAUGACAUGUUGCUGAAGGAUGUGAACCCAUGCUUGACACCUUGUUAUUCAAAGAUGAAAUCUAAGGAAUAUGGGGUAAUGGGAUGUGAUUAUGCUGAAAAGGAAGAGGUUUAUCAAGCGACUGGGGAAUCGAGGAAGCUGUCAAGAAGUUCUGAUCAAUUCACAAGUUUGAGACCAGGGAGCAGCACAACUCGUGCAACUUUUCGCAGGUCGGAUGAAAGUAAAUACAGAUACAGAAAGCGAAUUGACCAGCAAGUUCUUUGAAACACUUCUUUAACAACCUAUCAUAUCUGCUGUCCUUCAUAUUUUGUAAGUUACAAUUAUUCGUUUUCAUGUCUAUAUGUCAAAUAAAUUUGUCACAACCUGAUGACUUGGACAGUUAUAUGUGUUUGUUUAAUUGAAGUCCACCAUGCAUUUUUAAGA